GGAGCAGAAGCGCCUGAGGGGAGGCGGCGGGCGGCGGCUUUUGGUUUCGCCCUGCCCCCCGCGAGGGUUUUUCUUUCUUUUAUUUUCUGUCGUUUUUCCUCGUAUUUUUUCAUCUUGAAGCCGCCUCGAGCCCCUCUGUCGCCCCGUCCCUAUGUUUUCUCCACUGGCUCCUGCCCGAGCUUUCUGCCGUCCCUCCCGGCAUCCCGGGCAGCGCUUCGCCAAGACCCGCGGGGCUGGGAGCGGGGCCACGAGGGCAAAGCCGGGAGCGGAACAAGCCCAGAGCAGCGGUGAAACUGCGCGGCGCAAAUUAACAACCUGAGGAAUGGGGGCGGUGGUCGUGAUUGGCAGCGCGACCCGUCCGUCAGCGGCUGGAGGCGGGACCUGAAGAGUCUAUAAAAGGCCCGUGCAGCGGCCGGCGCCUCUCAGGUGCUGCGGGAGCGUCGCGGAGUGGGGAGUCCGGCCCGGCCCGGCCUUUACCCGCCCCCAUGGUGCCUCCAGUGACUUUCACGAGGAAAAGUUGCCUGCUCGUUUGGAGAGGACAGGAGUAUGUGCGAUGAUGGCCAAGAGCGGACCCCGAGCACCCGAAACCGCUGCAGCGGCAAGCUGGGUGAACUGUGCAGGUCCCAUCCAUGGGUUUUUAGGGUGCUGGUUGUGAGCCUGGCUUUGAUUGCAGUCGUUGUUGCAGUGGCAGUGAGCUGGCCCAGGGGCACCCGAGAUGCUGGCACUGCUGCUGCAUCAGGCUGCAGAGAGGACUGGAUCGGGUACCGGGGGAUGUGCUACUACCUCUCACGGGAUGAGGGGAGCUGGGACUCGAGCCAGCACAACUGCUCCUCGCUUGGGGCCUCGCUGGCCGUGAUCAAGCGGGAGUGGGAAGUGGAUUUUCUCAGGCAAUUUAAAGGCUCCAUUGACUGCUGGUUUGGCCUGCGGCGAAGGGACGGGCGCCUGGUGUGGGUGGACAACACCGUCUACAACGAAACGUUCCCUGUUGACAGCCAAGGCGAGUGCGCCUACCUGAGCUACGAGGUCUUUGCCACAUCAAGCUGCUCCAUGCCGCGAGGUUACAUCUGCAGCACGUCACAGGCUCCCGUGGGUGCGCUCUAUCCACAGAAGCUGUCUGUGUUCUUGCUUUUCUGUAGCUUCCUGCUAGCACAGGAACUCGGGGGAUAGUCCUCCAUCCAGAAGUGUCUCUGCAAGUCUUCCUCCCCAUAUCACACUGUGCCUUACGCCAUGUCCAGAGAGGAACCACCAUUACGGAUGGACAUGGAAAGAUCUGCAGCAUUCUGCUGACAAACACCAGUCUUUAAUGUGAAAGAGCAAAGACUACCAGUGCUGAACUACUUAGUCUUUCCAAAUUAUCAUCGCUACAUAUUUAUACUUAAGCUUUUUGAGUGGAAGCCUUGCAGGUUAAUGUGCCAUGAGCGGCUGCUGUAUUUUGUUGCCACUCUCGUAUCCACCCCCCCCCCGGCUUUUUUUCCAGGUAUUUCAUUGUUUUUUUUUUAUAUACUUUGUAUGUGUUUAGGCUUAGCAAGGUUUGAAGAAUAGUGGCGAGGCUGCCUUUGGUGACUGAAUUUGCUGAAGCUGUAGGCCACAACCUGUGGCAUCACAACGCAUCAUGAUGAAGUUCCUGGAAACCCUCCUCGCCUGCGCUGGAAAAGUGCGCGUCUCUGUGAGCAGCCUCUGUCGCAUUUUCUUAUUUGUCGAUAAUGUGAACACGAGCAACCACUGGAA
Rhea pennata is the source of this 1728-nucleotide messenger RNA. RefSeq names its product C-type lectin domain family 2 member B-like. The record is from RefSeq and is a predicted model, not a curated record. Gene Ontology annotation, cellular component: external side of plasma membrane. NCBI's taxonomy places the organism in Eukaryota, Metazoa, Chordata, Aves, Rheiformes, Rheidae. Bases 547 to 1167 code for a protein of 206 amino acids. The transcript has 5 exons.